Procambarus clarkii (red swamp crayfish) is the source of this 7645-nucleotide messenger RNA. The record is from RefSeq and is a predicted model, not a curated record. Lineage: Eukaryota; Metazoa; Arthropoda; Malacostraca; Decapoda; Cambaridae.
GCCGCCACUAGAGCACCUCCUACAAUUUUCGUCAUCCGGGAAUCUACCGCCAUAUUUCUAUUUUUGCAUCAGUGUCCGUUGUUUAUGUGACUGUAUUUGCCAACGUUUCUGCGAUGCCCACACCUUUCUUCGUCCGUGUGUAGUGUAGACUUCUUCGGUGUGAAAGGAGAACUGUAGUGUGUAUAUUUAAGUAUAUUAUAGCCAGGGUAACAGCUGCUGUCAUCGCCGACUUCCAGCCUUGUAUUUCCAGUCAUGUCAACGAAAGCCAAACAAGAAGGGGAUCCCACCGAUGAUGAAAUGAAUAUAGAGUGUCCUGAUAUGUGGUCUAGUCAUCAGCAUCAGGAGGAAGACGGGGAUGAUGGGAGCAGUGGUGGUGGAGGCCGGGACUCCUCCACACCCUCUUCUAAGCCAGAGGAAGGAGAUACAUCUGCCUCUUCAUCAAACUCCAGUGGGGGAGAAUCCCAGAAGGGAACUGCACCACCUUCCAGCUCCUCUUCUCCACAGAAUCUUCCUCAGUGGCAGUACUCUAGGGAAGAGCUAUUGGCGCUUAAGGAAGCCCCUUUGUCAAUAAAAUGGCCGGCUUGUUUGGAUCCUGCCUACAACAAAUCUCCAGGACAAUGGGACCCUGAAAGAUGGAUUAGAGCAGUGCAUGAUGAGCGGCGUCCGUCCAGCACUGCUUCCACAGGUACUAAAGUGACCAAUAAUAGGCCUGAUCGUCCACCUGACUUAGAAUUGAAACGUAGCCGUGACCCUCGUGAAAGAGUCAAGCAAGAAGAACAAGAUGGGCUAGUGCUGUCACCCCAGCGUCGAAGUUUUAGCACAGGCUGUCAUGGUUUACAGCAAGUACCCUCUGCAACUAAACGUCCAGACUCGCCUACAGAACGUCCUCAGAGGGAGUCCCAUCGAGAGAUUCCAGCUCGUAGGAUUGGUUCUGGUCGAAUUUCUCGACGAGAUGAUUUGGAGACGCCGGUUCCUGGUGAACGUAGGGAAACAGCAAGACGAGAGCGGGAUAUAGAUCGAGAUAGAGACCGUGAAAGAGAAGUUGAACCACCACGUAGGGACACCAGAGACUGGAGAUCGAAGAAUGAACAAUGCUUUGAUCGGGAUAAUAGAUAUGAAAACAGACGUCGCUUCUUUGAAGAAGAAGAAACUGAAAAGAGAACUGAUCGGAGAGAGAGAGAUCGUCGUUAUCAGGAACGGCGGCGGAUGUCUUCUCGCAAUGAGGAAGAAGAACCAGAAUGGUUCACUGGAGGUCCUACAAGUCAAAAUGAGUACAUUGAGUUAGUUGGCUUUGAUGACAUCCCAGAGGAAGGAAAUGCAUCUACCAAACCACCCAGUAAGAGAGAGCGUCGGCGCUCUAAAAAGGACAAAGAUGGUGGUGGGAGCAGAAAGGGAUCUCGCUGUAAUACUCCAAUUAUUGAAGAAGUGCUGAAUAAUAAAUCACCAAAAUUGCACCAAGAAGAGCUGGAUAUGCAGAAUGUUGACGUUAAUCGGCAAAUUCAAUCAACUAACAUUGAACCAGUAGACCAUGAGCUACCAGGCUUCAAUAUUGAUGAUUUUAUUGGAGACAUAAUUGGCUACCCUGGUGGGCAAGAUGAAGCAAUGGCAGCUAAUAAUGCUAGCAACAUGGGAAUUGUCGGCUCAUCACGAUUGAAACAGUUUUUCUCAAAAAGAGAGAGUCCUGUUUUGGGAUCUACUGUCAAUUCCCGGCGUUCCUCCAUGGAUUUACCAGCUCAUAUCAACAAUCUUCUGAGUGAAAUCACGGGUAGCGAAACAAACAUUGUGAUCCCUUCGCCCACGGCAGGCCUCGACUCGAACCGCUUCUUCGCACCAAUUUCUCCGGCAGACAAAACGGGUGGAAACUCCAUAGUGGAUCUUCUGCAGCAAGCAUCAGGAGGGAUAGGUGGACCUGAACCAAUGAGACCACCUCCUCCGAUAGGACCUCCUGGUAUGCCAGGAUCACAGCCUCCACCUUCUAUUAAGGAUCUCAGUGAGUUCUAUGUGAUGGACGGUAAAGGACAGAGUUUAGAGGAAGUGGAGGCUGGGAUAAGAAGUAUGCGUCAACCAAGCCACAGUCGCCAUAGUUAUAUUGGGCAUAACCGCCACAAUAUAAGCCAGUUGACAGCUUUUGAUGACUUCCUCUCAAAGGUUACUUCUACUCAGGGCAUCAGCAAACCCGAACACAGGAAUUCAGCCAAGGAUGUUUUGAUGAAGUUGUUGAAUGGUGGAAUGAAAGACAGUGGUGUGGUGAAGCCAUCCCCUCUGUCAGUUCAGCCAGCUCUACCUAAUGCCCCUACAGAAAAUGAUCUCAUUGCUAUGCUUAUGAAAGGUAGUGGCGGCAGUCCUGGACAGCAUCAACAGAACCAGCCAUCGCAUCAACCCCGCAACAUGCCCCCUCCUGCUGUGCCUAACCUCAACAUACCACCCCCAAGCAUGGUGACACAUUACCAACCCCCACCCAACAUGUCUCAGAUCCCAGGCCAAGGACCAUCUACUCAAGAUGUCAUAAUGAAAUUACUACAAGUUCAGCAGCAGCAACAACAGCAGCAGCAGCAGCAGCAGCAGCAGCAGCAGCAACAAAAGAGACAGCAGCAGCUACUGCAACAGCAACAGCAACUUGACCCAAUUAAACAACUUAUGGGUGGUCUUGGUCGUAUGAGUGUUACUCCUUCACCACAACCUCCAGACACGGUUCUGCGUGAUGCUAUCUUGAGGCCAGAUGUGCAGAGUCUGUUGCAGGGAGUGGCUAAUGGGCAUGUGACUGCUGGUCAGUUGUUAAACCAGUUAAAGAGUGGGUCAGUAACACCUGCUCAACGAGAUGCAAUUUCUACAGUCCUCAAGUUUCUAAAGGGACAGCAUUCACAGCCCCUUAUUCCACAUCGCACCACCCUUACUCCAUCUCCAACUCCUCAGGCAGUAGUGAGUGGAGGCCUCUCUCUUGGGGGGAGUGCGUCUCUGUCUCCUCGUGUGGCCUCUCCUAAUCCUGAUGCUUCCAAUAUGCUCAACCCUCAUAUUCUGCAGCAACAAUCUCGUCUCUCUCCUCUAAUGUUUACUGGUGGGUCAUUGGGUAAUAACCUGAGUGUGAAUAAUGUUGGAGGAGGCCCUCGCAGACCCCCUUCCCACCAAGAACUAGUCGCUCAUACACAAAAUAUUAUGCAGAAGGCAUUAAUAAAACAAGAGUUGGAGAAAGCCAGAGAGAAACACCGAAAACGUGAAGCUGAGCGAGCAAGAUCUCCAAACCCCAACGCAUCCAUAAAUGUCUCGGGCAUUGGCUCUAUGUCCAUUUCAUCUAAUGUUAACAAGGAUGGUUCUCCCAGCAAAUCUGGGGUUAAAUCUCAGUCUCCCUUAGCCUUUACACCAACCUCUGUUAUGAGAAAGAUGACGGCGGUAACUGCAGACCGCGAUCGUCAUGAACGUGCUGAUAAAUCUGAUAGUCCAAUUGUUAGUGACCUGAUGAAAGAUGGGGAUAGAACACGUGAACAGAUUGAUAACUCAGCGAGUGGAACUGUGCAGCUUCAAAUUCCUCUACAAUCUCAACAAGUUAUAGGUCGAGGGAAGGUCGACAACAAACGCGAUAUGCGUCGUGGCACCUCUCCGCUACCCCCCAAUAGCACCUCAUUAUCACCAGGUGGCCCCAUAAUGGGUGGAAAAGGGCCCAUGAUAAUGGGAUGUGGGAGCCCAGGCAUAAUGAACAUGAGUCAUCAUAACAUGUCUCCGCUUGGCCAACGGCAUCCUUCAACAUCUCUGCAGCCACAAAACUUGGGAUUACCACGAGGGACUCAACAAAAUCUAAACAAUAUCAGAGCUAUACAAGCAGCACAGGCUCAGGCUCAAGCAGUGUUUGCCCAGCAGUUAAUGAGAGGCCAAGUCCCACCUGCAGGUAAUCUAGGUCCCCCACAUCACAGACUGUCCAGUGCCAAUACCCCUGGUCCUCUCCAACAGCUCCUGCUCAAUAACAACACUCCUAUCACCUCCUUACACCAUCACCAUAAGCAAGAUGGUGGCCUGCAAGUACCAUUAAUGUCCAUGGGAGGAAAUUCGCAUCGCAGCUCUCCCGUCAACUUAGCCCAGUUCUUUGGCAGAGAUAUAAUGUCACAGGUGCAGCCAGGCCAUGCCGAGGCUAGAGAUGAGUCACCUUGUGAAGUCUUCUACCCUGUCCAGAAGUCGGAGAUAGGAUGGAGGCAAGCCAUCUAAGUGUGAUGCAUCCUCAAGGUACAAGCUGGUGGGCUACCUGACCUCCCUGGUGGAAAAGUGUUAAGCUUGGAGGAAGUUGAGAGGCUGCAACAGACUCAAGCCGUUCCAAACUGAGCUUAUGAUAGCCUUUUAUGUGUGGUAAAUCAGGAGAGCAUCAACUUUAAGAAAUCAAAUUUCUUUUUCUGCUUUCGUCCUACAUCUAACCACAAGACUAUCAAAGUUCGGAUACUGCUCUUCUCUCGUGCUUUUAUUUAAUCAUGAAAAUGUCUGUUGCUCCUGUGUAAGUACUUUCAUGUGUCCCAUGUCACCACAGAAAAUGUAAAUAUUGUGUAGUUAGAGGUGGUGAAAUGAGGUGCAUGUUAUAGUCAGCAAAAUGCCAAGUUACUUUAAGUCUUGACAAGAAAUUGUUCGAAAUAUUGAAGAACAUUUUAAUGCAAAAAAAAAAAAAGCAUAUGUAUAUUUAUGAACUAGUAAGGAGCUAGCUACCUUACAGAAUUCUCUGUUGUCCCUGUACCUGUUUCUCUCUAUAGAAUGAAAAAAAGCUGUUCUCACCAGUGAAAAUGUGGGCGUGACCAGCUAUCGUGUGCGAUGUCGUUAAAACUGGAUCUGUAUUCGUCAGAGUGCGAUGAUCAGUCUGUACCUCAUUAUUUGAAUUGCUUCAAGACACUUAAGUGCUGAGGUUUACUGUGAAUACAAUAUGUGUUGUGAUCUGUAAGAAAACACGUUCAUUGUACAAAUAUAGAGUCGAGGACAAAAGUCCCAAAUACAUAAACCGUAUAGUACCAUAAAGGACAAAUGAUAUAAGUGUUUUCAGUGUUGACAAUGUGACGCUAGUGUAUUACGAGAUGACUAAUGACUUUGGAAAUUCUAGUUUUUGAGAAUCCCAUUCAUCUCCCAUCGUCUCUGCACCCUACAAUUGGUGAUCAGAAACACAGAUGAGUGACGUCUGUGCUGUUUCAAGAUACCACCGUUUUAUUUUUUCUUGACAGUUACAUGUGAGUCAAACAGUGAUGAGGUGUUUAUUAUUUUUUUACAAAACCAAAUGUUGAGUGUGAUAUUUAUGUGCUUGCCACAUACAUUUAUGUUUAAGUGUAAGACUGAAGGACGUAAUAAAGUAUUUUUGUAAAGAUUGUAGUUCCUAAGGGAUGCAUUACUGAAAGUGUUGUUUGUGGCAUAAAUCCCAUUUUGAGUGUGGGUUGAAGAAUGUGGAAUAUUGGUGCUUAUGCUGGGACUUCAAGUGCUUGAAUGAGUGUGUGCAUGUGUAUGAUUGUGAGAGAGAAUUCUUUGUCACAGACAGGGACGCUGAUGCAGAAAUAGGUGAAUAAAAUGUCCUGCUUGCUAGAUUUGUAAGUAAACCACUGUACAAAGUUGUGUUGUGUAGAAGAGAAAUAUUUGUUCAGGUGUUACUGUGUAUGUGUUUAAUUUUCUCUAGCUCAUAAAAGCUCAAAUACCGUAGAUACUUUGUGAUCAUGGAGUUUAAAACUUGGUUCUCGAAUCCAAGAUUAGGACUCCCUGACCAUUCUGGAUAUGCUGUGUAGUAUGAUAUGUUCAGAUCAUCAAAUUUGGUUCUUGGGUUAUAUGUUAAUGGUUGUUAUUUACAAUCCAAAAUAAAAAGAAUGAACCUAGUUUAAACAUUACCCAAGGGUCUUUUGAUGAUUUGACGUGUGUGGUGUGUAUGCACAUGUAUUAUAUAUGUUGGGUGAUUGGAAAUUGAUUUAAUACUUUGAUGGGUAACUGCCAUCUGUGUAGAUUUUUAUUAUUUUUUUUCUUUUUUUUUUCUUUUUUUUUUCUAUGCGAUUUGUAUUCAAUUUUGGUGUAUUAUCCACGAAGAGUAUAAUUACAUGCUUAUAAUAUUGGCACAGAUUUGUGCUGUAUAUAGAAAAUGUGUUGCUAAGCAACACAUUCUCAAAUUCUGCCAUGACCUGUGUUGACUGCUGUUUACUGGAAGUCUAGCCAGUUUAUUGUUGUCUCAUAGUAUAUGUCCCAUGUGUGGCGACCGUCUACAUUCCUCAAUGCAACCACCAGUGUUGGUAGUUAUCCUGCCUUUCCUUGUAGGAAGUCAAAUGACUGCAAUAUAAUUGACACACAUUUUGGUGGAACUCCUUACUUCCAAUAGAAAAUAUCAGUAUACUGUGUAUUUAAUGAGCUAAUUUGAGUGCUUCAUUAAGGCUUUCCUUUUUUAUUAAGUCUAUUGAACAUGAAUGGCUCAAUCUUAAAAUGUUAAAAGACCACCAGAAGCUAAUAUUUUAUGCAUAGCUCGGCAUUCAUGCCUUUCAAGAGUUGUACCCUGGUCUAGAGCAGUCUCUCAUUUCAAGUCAAUUACUGGUUAUACAUUUUGUUCCAUAACUUAUGCCAUGGUCACUACUGAUCAGUUUAUUAAUUAAAUUUAGGAUUGUUGAGUGAAGAAGCAUUUUGUAAAAUUUCAUAUACUGUUAGUGAAUUGUUUUUCUCAAUUUUGAGACUUGGCUCAAACGUACAGUAUCGUACUGUAUGUUCUUAUCAUUUCUUUUAUUUACAGAUACAGUAUGUUAGUUAUUUAUAAAUUUUGAUGUAAUAAAUUCGGUUGAUUAGAACUUGACAGCAAAGUAAUUCAGAAAUUGACUAUUGACCUUGAAUAAAAGGUGAAUAUUUGUAUCUUGAAAUCAAGGGCAAAAUGUAACUACUUAAUCAAUGUUGAAAUUGAUGAUGAUGAUGCAUCAUUCCUGACCAGAUACGACAGAGACCAUUACUCGCCCUCAGACAGAGAACACAAAGUGAAAAAAAAUCCAUGUGUAUCUCUAAUAUACAUGGCUAUAGCCUUUUAUCAAGGAAGGAAUUUAAUAAAACUACUUAAAUGUAUAAUCUGCAUCACCUGUUGAAAUAGCCACACAUGAUACUUUGAUGUUAGAUGAAAAAUAAAAAUGUUGUUAACCAAGUUGGUACAAGAAAGAGUACUAAGUGAAAUGCAAUAGUACUAAAUAAAAAUAUUUUCACUUAUAAAAGUGAAAUGUGGAAUCUCGUGAAUAUUAAAGUUAAACUAGAUCGAAGGUACAAUGCAAAUGGAUGCAUCAAGAGUAGAGAUUGUGUUUUUCAUCAUUGCUGAACUGUUUUAUUGUGUAACUACCUGUAUUGUAUCACAUGUGUUAUCACAUCAAAGUAAGUGGUAAUGUUGAGAUUGAGACUUUAUUAUUAGUUGUAUGCAAUAUACUUAUUGAAAUUACAUUUUGCUAAAAAGUCUCUUCAGCUUCUGCUCACUGCAAGUUGCACAACCAUCACCAUGACAUAAUUGGUCUCUCGGUGUACCUUCGGUCAGCCCUAACGUAUCCUCAAGGUUACGUUAGUAACAAAACAAGACUUGUGGUUUAUUUUAUUACAUACCUUUAAAUUUGAAAAAGGAAUUGGAAAGAAUAAAUUAGGUAUUUCUCUUUAUUUAGAAAUGCUAACAAAAUAAAAUACCAUCAGCCAUUAUUAA